AUGGUGAAGAACGAUCAUAGACAGCUGACCUCAGAAUUCAUCGCUUAUAGGCUUUCUAAUUCCAUCAAGUCACUUCCAAUAAUGCCCAUUAAGUCGGUCAUGGAGCUUGUCUACACUCUCUUCCAUUACCGGGUGAAGUAUGGGAAGGCAUGGAAGGCGAAGCAAGCCGCAUUCAAGAUGUUGUAUGGUGACUGGGAGCAAGCCUACAACCGUCUCCCAAGGUUGUUGGGUGCUAUGGCGCAUACAAACCCGGGCAUGGUUCAUGUGGUUGAGCAUUUUGGCCAACAAACAAGGACUUACAAAGGUGCAACCGUGCGGAUUUUUGGCCGUGCUUUCUGGGCUUUUGAACAGUGCAUAUAG
Messenger RNA from Brachypodium distachyon (stiff brome), 360 nucleotides. RefSeq lists its product as uncharacterized. The record is from RefSeq and is a predicted model, not a curated record. Bases 1 to 360 code for a protein of 119 amino acids. NCBI's taxonomy places the organism in Eukaryota, Viridiplantae, Streptophyta, Magnoliopsida, Poales, Poaceae. The transcript has a single exon.